Messenger RNA from Cordyceps fumosorosea ARSEF 2679, 2883 nucleotides. RefSeq names its product general substrate transporter. Gene Ontology annotation, biological process: transmembrane transport. The record is from RefSeq and is a predicted model, not a curated record. Lineage: Eukaryota; Fungi; Ascomycota; Sordariomycetes; Hypocreales; Cordycipitaceae. Gene Ontology annotation, molecular function: heme binding; iron ion binding; transmembrane transporter activity. The transcript has 4 exons. Bases 1 to 2883 code for a protein of 960 amino acids.
AUGGGGACCGGGGCUCAUUCAGAUAAUGAGCUGCAGCAGGCAGAGCUCGACCCCGUGUCGCCGUCGUCGCCACCGCAUCCUUCCGCCACCGCCGCCACCAACGACGACGAAAAGCUGCCCAUCCAACGCACCAACUCGCGCGCCCCGUACUCUGUGCACUCCAAGACGGUGAAGCGGCUGCUCGUGCUGGGCGCCGCCUGCACCGCGCUCUUCUCGCCCAUCUCCGCGCAGAUCUACCUGCCGGCGCUGAUCCCCAUCGCGCACAGCCUGCGCGUCAGCGCCGCCCAGGUCAACCUGACCAUCACCACGUACAUGGUCUUCCAGGGCGUCACGCCCAUGUUCGUCGGCUCGCUGGCGGACGCGGGCGGCCGCCGGCCCGCGUACGUGGCGUGCUUCGUCGUGUACCUCGCGGCCAACGUCGGGCUCGCGCUGGCGCCCAACUACGCGGCCGUGCUGGCGCUGCGCUGCCUGCAGUCGGCCGGGUCCAGCAGCACGGUCGCGCUGUGCACGGCCGUCGUGGCGGACGUGGUGACGUCGGCGGAGAGGGGCCAGUACGUCGGCUUCACGGUGCUGCCGACCGUAUUGGCGCCCUCGCUGGGGCCCGUCCUGGGCGGCGUGCUGUCGCAGUAUCUCGGCUGGCGCUCGAUCUUCUGGUUCCUUGCGAUCUCCGCCGGCGUGGCCCUCGUCCUGAUCCUCGCCUUCCUCCCGGAAACGUGCCGGCGCAUCGUCGGAGACGGGUCCGUUCCGCCGCCGCCAAUCUACCGAUCUGGCCUUCAAGUGAUCCGCCUGCGCAAGGAGAACCGCAGGGCUGAGGAGGAAGCACCCGACCUGGAGGGAGCCUCCGGAGCACCACCAUCCGAGGCCACCGAAGCCAAGUUCAAGUUCAAGCCGCCCAACGUCCUCGAGGCCGUCAUGAUGCUCUUCCGGCGCUCGUCCGGCCUCCUGCUCUGGUCCAGCAGCAUCAUCUUCGCCGGCUUCUACUGCAUCUCCGCCGCCAUGCCCGCGCUCUUCCACAGCCGCUACCACCUCGACGAGACGCAGGUCGGGCUCAUGUACCUGCCCAUCGCGGGCGGCUCCAUCGUCGCGGCGCUCGUCGUCGGCCGCGGCAUGACCUGGAACUACAAGCGGUACUGCGCGCUCGCCGGUGUGACCUUUGACCGCAGCCGGCAGAUGGACAUGUCCGACUUUCCCAUCGAGCGCGCGCGCCUCGAGAUCGGCAUCCCGCUGAUGCUGCUCGCGGGCACGUGCCUCAUCGCCUGGGGAUGGGCGGUGCACUUCCACGCGCACAUCGCGGUGCUGUGCGUCAUCAUGUUCUUCUUGGGAAUCGGCCUGAUCGGCAUGACCAACUCGAUGAACGUGCUGCUGGUGGACAUGCACCCAGGCAAGGCCGGCACGGCGACGGCGGCCAACAACCUGACGCGGUGUCUGGUGGGCGCGGGCGCCACGGCGGCGAUUGUGCCGCUGGAGAGGGCUAUUGGCGUCGGAAAGGCGUUUUCGAUUGUGGGAAGCCUCUUCUUCAUCUGUCUUACACCGCUGGCUUUACUGGCGUUCAAGGGCGCGGGAGUUCGAGGAUAUGAAAAGUCAGACUUUUAUUUGGCAACAGCACUUAUGAGACCGCGUAUAGACUGGCGGUUCAAAGUCGACUUUGAAGACAAUCUUGACCUACUCUCUGAGAUGGACAUGCACCGCUAUCGAUUACAGCGCCGCCUCAUCGGGCGAGUCUACAGGACGGCCAAUGUGCUCCGCCAUGAACAAGCCCUCGACAGAGCACUGGGAGAUGUCGUCGGUAGGCUUACCUCCAUCAAAGGUGUAGAGAUUGACUUGACAGAGUGGAUGCACAUAAUAGCUGUGGAAUCGCUUGGCGCCGUGGUCCUGUCCUGGUCGCCAGGCAUGAUCAAGGCCGGAACAGAUCGCGACACCAGCAACCAAAGCUACCUUGGCUGGCGCCGCAAGUCCGUGUUCGGACUGUUCCCCCUAAUAACCAAGCUCGAAGUUAACUAUAAAUGGAUCGGAAGGAUCUUUGGUACUCUUUGGGGUAUCACAUAUCAGACCCCCAAGGGCUUCAAGCCGUUCUUCCCUGAAGUCUCGAGAAAAGUGGCUCGACGGAUUAAGAACGCCUCGAACCCAACCGCCGGCCAGAGGCAAGAUCUCCUCGCAGAUUUGAUUAAGCUGCACGAGGACAAGCCCGAGUUCACGGAGAUGUAUCUGCGGAAGAUGGCCAUCACCAACUUUGGCGCUGGGCAUGAGACUCUUGCCUCGACCCUGACUGCCGUCAUGGCCAUGCUGGGGGCACACCCAGACGUACAAGAGGAAGCAAGGCGAGAAAUUCGCUCCAAAAAGGCGGCAAAACCACAAAAGCCUGGCAGCUGCAUCGCCUAUACGGAUUGCCUGGAGCUGUUGUACACUCGCGCCGUCAUCCGGGAGGCAAUGCGCCUCUACCCUGUCAUCGGUAUGAGCCUGCCGCGCGUUGUACCUCGUCAUGGCAGUGGGCUGAACCUCCAUAGCUUUCACAUCCCACCCGGCACAACCGUGGGUUGCAACCCCGUUGCGCUGCACCGCAACCAAGACAUUUGCGGCCCGAACCCCGACGCGUUUGACCCUCGCCGCUGGGUCGUCAGCGGCAGCAGCAGCGCCGAAAUUGACGAGGGACGCGUCCGAGCUCUGGAGCGAUACAGUCUCAACUGGGGCGGGGGGUCGCGGACGUGUCCCGGGAGGCAGGUGGCCGAGAUGAUUGUGCUCAAGUGCGUUGUGUGCCUGCUUGAAAGGUUCGAGGUUCUCACCGCCGACCCAGUGCCCGAGGACCACGGCCCGACGUACUUUCUGGCCAUGCUGACAGGGGUCCGCGUAAGAUUUCUGUCCACGGAGGAGGGGGGAUUAAAGUGA